This is a messenger RNA of Caenorhabditis sp. 36 PRJEB53466, 1249 nucleotides long. NCBI's taxonomy places the organism in Eukaryota, Metazoa, Nematoda, Chromadorea, Rhabditida, Rhabditidae. The record is from the annotation of a GenBank genome assembly.
AUGCACCUUUCGUACUCAUUUUUCCCAGUUCUUCUUAUAUCCGCUUCUUGUUCUGCAGUCAAACUGAUCAUCGGUUAGUCGCUAGUUCUUCUCGAAUCUCUCUAGCUUUCUCUAGAUACCGAUGGAGUGUACGAUGACAUCCGUGCCUUGACCAUCGCUCUUUCCACUCCCGAUGUCGAAGUUCUCGCCAUUACGAGUGUGCAUGGGGGAGUGACUGCAAAUCAGUCGGCUGCCAACGUGGCACGACUUCUCAGAGCGAUCGGAAAAGAGACCGUUCCGAUUUACAUUGGAUCGCAGGAUUCGCUGAUUCCGAAAGGGCCGAUUGUUGUGUGGGAGGAACUGUUUGGGAGUGACGGAAUAGGCGGUGUUCCCGACAUUCCUCCCAAAGCAUCGUCGUUUAAUUCUUCGAGUUUCGUCAAAUCCAAAGGCGCUGUUGAUGCUAUUAUCGAACUGACAAAACAGACAAAGAAUGUGACACUUGUGGGCUUGGGCCCUCUCACAAAUAUAGCUCUGGCUCUCCGGAAGGAUCCAGAAAUCGCCCAGAGACUUCAGAAAGUGGUGAUAAUGGGCGGAAACUAUCUGGGAGUGGGCAAUACGCAGUCCAACUCCACGGCCGAGUUCAACUUCCUCAUGGAUCCCGAGGCUGCUCAGAUCGUUCUUUCCGCCAUUCACACUACAAUCGUCCCGUGGGACACUUGUUUCUUCAAAGGACCCGAAGUAAGCGAGGAACUCAAAAGAAAACGCGUAAUGAAUAAUAUUUUAGUACAGUGAAGAAGUAGAUUACGAAGAAUCUCUACGGCAGAACACUCCGCUGUCCUACUUCCUGAGCAACAUUACCGCCAAAGGUAUGCAUUACUUUCAUCCAUUCUAACAGGGUUACAAUUGCUUCCAGGUCGGGAGUACAACAAGAUGACACAUCAGCAGUACGCAUUCGUGGAUGACAUUGCCGUCGCCAUUGCGAUUGAUCCUUCGGUAGCCGUGAAGAGUAUGAAGUUGUGCGCCAGCGUGGAGUUGGAAAAGGAAUCGGUGACGCGAGGACAGGUUGCUGUGGACUGGCUCAGCACUGGAUACAACCCCAAGAACCAUGCUUUCGAGGCGUCCGAACAGAAGAAUGUGAGUCACUUUUCCGUAAAGCAACCUCCUUUUUCUCGUUCAGGAUCAGGGCUGGUUGGCUCAGACAUUCGUUACGGAAUAUGACGUGAAGAAGAUCAAUGAGAUGCUUAUGAGAGCAGUAACAGAGAGAAAUUGA